Messenger RNA from Vitis vinifera (wine grape), 4687 nucleotides. Its product is annotated as pentatricopeptide repeat-containing protein At5g61400. Bases 73 to 2070 code for a protein of 665 amino acids. Lineage: Eukaryota; Viridiplantae; Streptophyta; Magnoliopsida; Vitales; Vitaceae. Gene Ontology annotation, molecular function: protein binding. The record is from RefSeq and is a predicted model, not a curated record. The transcript is spliced from 2 exons.
CCUGCUUCUGAUCAUCUUUCUCCGGUUUAAGAAUAACAUGUAGCUGGACGAAGAAAGCCAUCCAACGUAGAGAUGUUGAAGUCCUUCCCACCAAAAUCGAGGCGCAUCUACGCCAAGCAUUCUUCAUUCAUCUCGAGACCACUCUCUUCUUCUCCAUCAUCUUCAUCUUCAGAUUCAUCUCCUUCUAGUCUCCCUAACUCUAUACUCACCUGCAGAACGGCUAACCAAGCACUCGAGCUCUUCCACUCAGUUUCCCGCCGAGCUGACUUAGCCAAGAAUCCGCAGCUCUAUUCAGCAAUUAUCCAUGUCUUAACUGGAGCCAAAUUGUACGCGAAGGCUAGGUGCUUGAUGAGAGACCUCAUCCAAUGCCUCCAAAAUUCUCGGAGAUCCCGUAUUUGUUGUUCGGUUUUUAAUGUUCUUAGUCGGUUGGAAAGCUCUAAAUUCACUCCCAAUGUGUUUGGGGUGUUGAUUAUUGCCUUCUCGGAAAUGGGUCUUGUGGAAGAAGCCUUGUGGGUGUAUUACAAGAUGGAUGUAUUGCCGGCAAUGCAGGCUUGUAACAUGGUCUUAGAUGGGUUGGUUAAGAAGGGUAGGUUUGAUACGAUGUGGAAAGUUUAUGGUGAUAUGGUAGCGCGCGGAGCGUCGCCUAAUGUGGUCACCUAUGGGACAUUGAUUGAUGGGUGUUGUAGACAAGGUGACUUUUUGAAAGCAUUCAGGUUGUUUGAUGAAAUGAUUGAGAAGAAAAUUUUCCCAACGGUUGUGAUAUACACAAUUCUCAUACGUGGGCUGUGCGGUGAGAGUAGAAUUUCAGAAGCAGAAAGUAUGUUUAGGACAAUGAGGAAUUCGGGUAUGCUCCCAAAUUUGUAUACAUACAACACAAUGAUGGAUGGAUACUGUAAGAUAGCCCAUGUGAAGAAAGCCCUUGAAUUGUACCAGGAAAUGCUAGGUGAUGGUCUGCUGCCAAACGUUGUGACUUUUGGUAUUUUAAUUGAUGGACUUUGCAAAACAGAUGAAAUGGUGUCUGCCAGAAAGUUUUUGAUUGAUAUGGCUAGUUUUGGUGUUGUUCCAAAUAUAUUUGUGUAUAAUUGUUUGAUAGACGGCUACUGUAAGGCAGGGAACCUCUCUGAAGCACUGAGUUUGCAUUCAGAGAUUGAAAAGCACGAAAUUUUGCCUGAUGUCUUCACUUACAGUAUACUAAUAAAGGGCCUUUGUGGUGUCGAUAGAAUGGAAGAAGCAGAUGGGUUGUUGCAAGAAAUGAAGAAAAAGGGAUUCCUUCCGAAUGCUGUGACCUACAAUACACUCAUUGAUGGGUACUGCAAAGAAGGCAACAUGGAGAAGGCAAUAGAGGUGUGUUCUCAAAUGACAGAAAAGGGUAUAGAGCCUAACAUCAUUACCUUCUCUACAUUGAUUGAUGGUUAUUGCAAGGCAGGGAAAAUGGAGGCUGCCAUGGGAUUGUACACUGAAAUGGUAAUCAAAGGUCUUCUACCUGAUGUAGUUGCUUAUACAGCUUUAAUUGAUGGGCAUUUCAAAGAUGGCAACACAAAAGAAGCUUUCCGGCUUCAUAAGGAGAUGCAGGAGGCAGGCCUUCAUCCUAAUGUUUUCACACUUAGUUGCUUAAUUGAUGGAUUAUGCAAGGAUGGAAGGAUUAGUGAUGCAAUCAAACUUUUCUUAGCGAAAACUGGAACUGAUACCACUGGUAGUAAAACUAAUGAGUUGGAUAGAAGCUUGUGUUCCCCAAACCAUGUGAUGUAUACAGCCCUGAUUCAGGGUUUGUGCACGGAUGGGAGGAUUUUUAAAGCAAGUAAGUUUUUCUCAGAUAUGAGAUGCUCUGGUUUAAGACCAGAUGUGUUCACUUGCAUUGUCAUUAUUCAGGGGCAUUUCCGAGCCAUGCAUUUGCGUGAUGUGAUGAUGUUGCAGGCUGAUAUCCUAAAGAUGGGUAUCAUACCAAACAGUAGUGUAUACCGGGUCUUGGCUAAGGGUUAUGAAGAGAGUGGAUACCUCAAAUCAGCUCUCAGGUGUUCUGAGGAUUUAUCAGGGAUAGGCAUUGGGUGUUCAAAUUUGAAUGACCUGUAACAGGAUCUUUUUCUCGGUCAUACAAAACAUCACAUCUUGAUGAAUGAGGGCAAUAAAUUAUGUUGUGGGUAGUGGUUUCCUCAUGAGAAGAGUGAUAUCCUUUAAAGAAGUGUUAGAGAGGAAAUAAAGCAACUCCCAUUUCUCCUCAUUGAAGCCAGAGAAAUGACCAUGUCAUAUUGAAAUUGCAUGAUCGAUGCCCUCCUGAGUAUAGAAACAAUAGAAUUGUGUUGACAAUGCCCAUGCCACUAUUAUGAAUAAACCUUGGACUCAAAGUGCACUGGAAGUACUUUCUUGUGCUGGUGAGGUGCUAAUGUUUAGUGGAUCAAACAUAUUUUGAAGAGCUCCUAAUGUUAAGGGAAUCAUCUCAUUUAAUUUAGCUUCUGUGGAGAAGGUGUACAGCCUCUUGAUCGAGUCAACUCAGAACCUUGGGGUCCUACACUAUCCAUUUAAGAUUUCAACUUUGUGUUGUUACUGAGAAGAAGGUAGUGCAGUACAAGAAUCCCACUCUGACUAAAAACCAUUCAGAAUUCAUAGUGUUCAAAAUAAAGAAAACUGCAAGCAUUUUUUCAUUUAACCAAAAGUUCUAGUUUUCUCUUCUAUGCUGUAAAUCUGAUUAUUGGAUCCUUGCAGUUUUGCGUAGAUCCAGUCUAUGAAAUAGCAAUAAAAAGCCUACUGAAACCAGUUUAUCAAUCCAUGAAUCUUGUGCAUUGCAAUCAAAGAUUUGUUGAGUCAACUCAGUCCCUCUAGGUUUUCUGCUGAGUCCCGCCUGAGAGUUUUUGAACUGCCACUCCCUUCUGUUAUCAGUGGGCACUAGGUGGUACUAUGCAGCCCGUCUGGCAGGUAGUUGUGUACAUGGGCAUGAAGUGAAACUUUAGAUAAGUUGUGUUCUACAGGAGUGCCACAGCAGUUACCUAACAGCAUUUGGUAUACAUAGCUUUGUGCUCUUGUGGUAUUUUCACACAAUCCUGAAGCCACCUUCUCCUCAUGAGAUUCUUAAGAAGGUUCCCUUCAUUGGGCAGAAGGGUGACCAAGUUAUUUGCAACUAACAAUCAGCCCAAAGCCCAUCUCCAUACUCACCUCAAACCACCAAAAUCAAACCAAACUCUGAAAAGGUACCUUCAAUCCAGUAACACUAGCAAGGUUCUCCUUUUCUUUCGCAUCUUAUUGAGAAAAAACCCUUCUUCAAUUGACAGCUUCUCCCUCAUGUUUGCCCUUAAAGCUUGCACCCUAAAGUCUUCCUUGGUAGAAGGAAAACAAAUGCAUGCGCUUGUCAUAAACUUUGGCUUUGAACCCAUCAUUUUCCUCCAAACAUCUCUCAUAAGCAUGUAUUCAGCAACGGGAAAUGUUGCUGAUGCACAUAAUAUGUUUGACGAAAUACCUUCCAAAAAUCUCAUCUCUUGGACUUCCGUGAUUUCUGCUUAUGUUGACAAUCAGAGGCCCAAUAAAGCUCUUCAGCUCUUCAGGCAGAUGCAGAUGGAUGAUGUGCAACCUGAUAUAGUCACAGUAACUGUAGCUCUCUCCGCCUGUGCUGACCUUGGGGCGUUAGACAUGGGAGAAUGGAUUCAUGCUUACAUCCGCCAUAGAGGACUCGAUACAGAUUUAUGCCUAAACAAUUCUCUCAUAAACAUGUAUUCAAAAUGUGGGGAGAUCGGUACUGCCAGGAGAUUGUUUGAUGGUACGCAGAAGAAGGAUGUCACAACCUGGACAUCCAUGAUUGUGGGGCAUGCCCUGCAUGGACAAGCAGAGGAGGCGCUUCAACUUUUUACAGAAAUGAAAGAAACGAACAAAAGGGCAAGGAAGAACAAAAGGAAUGGUGAACACGAGAGCUCUUUAGUCCUCCCUAAUGAUGUUACUUUCAUGGGAGUUUUAAUGGCCUGCAGCCAUGCAGGUCUUGUGGAAGAAGGGAAGCAGCAUUUCAGAAGCAUGAAAGAGGAUUAUAGCUUGAGGCCAAGAAUUUCCCACUUUGGCUGCAUGGUGGAUCUUUUAUGCCGUGCUGGUCUCCUAACAGAAGCUUAUGAGUUUAUAUUGAAGAUGCCGGUGCGGCCAAACGCAGUGGUGUGGCGUACAUUGCUAGGUGCAUGCAGCCUCCAAGGUGACAGCAACGGCAACGGCAACAGCAACAUUAAGAUUUACUCAGAAGCCCGUCGGCAGCUGCUCGAGCUGGAGCCUAGCCAUGUUGGUGACAAUGUCAUCAUGUCAAAUUUAUAUGCUGCCAAAGGCAUGUGGGAUAAGAAGAUGUUAGUCAGAAACCAAAUAAAGCAGAGGAGAGAUCCAGGUUGCAGUUCAAUUGAAGUGGGAAUUGACAUUAAAGAGUUUGUUGCUGCAGAUGAUCAACAUCCAUGUAUGCCUCAGAUAUAUGAGAUUCUUGACCACCUGACUAGAACCAUGAGAGCUUCUGACUGUGCUCUGGGGACAGACACCCCCAUGGAGUGAUAUAUACAGAGUACUGAUCAUCUAGGGCUCAAGUUAUUUGCCCAAAAAAUUAUAUCUCUGUAAUUAAGAAAUGUUUUGAAGUAGAACAUGGCCUCAUAGAGUUUGUCCUCCCUAUAGUAAGGUAUUUUUCUUCAUCAGACCACCUUUUAGGGAAUAAUAAAUGAAGGACAAAUAGCCAACUCAA